GCUGGCUUGGAGGCUGGAGAUCCCGGAUCCGGGAGGGGAUCCCGCUCGUCCCGGGUUGGAGGCAGGACCAUGGGGUUUGCGGAACAUGGGCGUUUGGGGGGGCCCGGGAUGUCCAGGUGGUAGGGAUGCCCGAGGGACUGCUCCAGGGACUGCUGCCAGCAGGCGUCCCAGGCACCCUGCGGACUGUCGGUGGAGCGGUCAGUGGGGUGCAGGAGGGUUGGGGCACCCUCAGGAGGUCUGUGAAAAGGGCGCCGCGGCCACGGGUCCCCUCACCCCUCACGGGCCUGGCUGUGUCCUCCAGAGCUGCCCUGUCCAGACCAUGGAUGCUGAGGUGUCGCUGCUCCUUCAGUGCCCUGCGGGUGGCCUGCCCCAGGAGCAGGUGCGGGUCGAGCUGAGUCCAGCCCACGACCGCCGCCCACUGCCAGGAGGGGACAAGGCCAUCACUGCCAUCUGGGAGAGCCGGCUCCAGACCCAACCCUGGCUCUUUGACGCCCCCAAGUUCCGCCUGCACACGGCCACACUGACCGCCCCCACUGGCUCUGGCGAGCCAGAGCUGCUCCUGGGCCUGGGCCUUACAUCCUACCGAGACUUCCUGGGCACCAACUGGGCCCGCUCAGCUGCCUGGCUGCAACAGCAGGGGGCCACCGACUGGGGCGACAGGCAGGCCUAUCUGGCGGACCCCCUGGGAGUGGGUGCGGCUCUGGCCACUGCUGACAACUUCCUGGUCUUCCUGCGCCGCUCUCAGCAAGUGGCUGAGGCCCCUGGGCUGGUGGACGUGCCCGGGGGGCACCCUGAGCCCCAGGCCCUGUGCCCUGGUGACAGCCCCCAGCACAAGGACCUGCCCGGGGAGCUGGUGGUCCGUGAGCUCUUCUCCAGUGUCCUGCAGGAGAUCUGUGACGAGGUGAACUUGCCGCUGUCCACCCUGAGCCAGCCCCUGCUGUUGGGCAUAGCCCGCAACGAGACCAGCGCCGGCCGCGCCAGUGCUGAGUUCCACGUCCAGUGCAGCCUGACCUCUGAGCAGGUCAGGGAGUACUACCUGAGCGGCGGACCCGAGGCCCACGAAUCCACAGGGAUCAUCUUUGUGGAGACACAGCGCGUGUGGAGGCUGCAGGAGACGGAGAUGUGGGCCGAGCUCUGCCCCUCGGCCAAGGGCGCCAUCCUUCUCUACAACCGCGUGCAGGGGAGUCCCGCCUAGGCCCCCGCUGGACCCCCACAGCUCUGGAGACAAUAAAGGCCUUUUUCUUGAACUCCGUUAGUAUCUGCUGUGUCCC
Lepus europaeus (European hare) is the source of this 1271-nucleotide messenger RNA. RefSeq names its product nudix hydrolase 22 (gene NUDT22). Bases 86 to 1195 code for a protein of 369 amino acids. Gene Ontology annotation, molecular function: GDP-mannose hydrolase activity. The record is from RefSeq and is a predicted model, not a curated record. The transcript has 5 exons. Lineage: Eukaryota; Metazoa; Chordata; Mammalia; Lagomorpha; Leporidae.